Molecule: messenger RNA, 2712 nt
Organism: Varroa destructor (honeybee mite)
Lineage: Eukaryota; Metazoa; Arthropoda; Arachnida; Mesostigmata; Varroidae
Gene: Mys45A
Product: SDA1 domain containing protein Mys45A
Biological process (GO): ribosomal large subunit export from nucleus; ribosomal large subunit biogenesis
Cellular component (GO): nucleolus
Source: RefSeq, a predicted model, not a curated record
UUAAUUGCUGAAAAAAAUGUCGAAUUUUGCCUUAAUUUAUAUAAUUCCAAAUCGUAGCUAUUUUCCUAAUAUAUCUCAGCGUAUUAAUUAUAGAUACCGACAAACAAAACCAAAUGUUUUAUAUACAGCAACAGCUAUAGAAAAUGUGCGUGCUUUCAGCAUCUCGUUGUUUGGCUUGCACAUUUAGGCAGUAGUUUCGGAACGUGGUGGCGCUCGAACUUCUUGCAAACCUGAAUUUUUGUUACUUUGUGGUUGGAUCAUUAAUGAAUACAUCAGCUGGCAUAAUUGGAAACCUUGCUGUGCUGUCAGAGUAGUAACUUAAAAUGAAAGUCCGUCGCAACAAUAAGCUGGCGCAUUCUUUGCCACAAUUACAGAACCUUGUCAAGAGGGAUCCCACUUCCUACAAUGAUGAGGUCCGUCAGCAAUGGUCGCAUUACCGCGCACUGUAUUCGCAACCGUCAGAGUACACAUCGGAAAAGUUCGAGGAGCUGGUUGUGUUCUUGGCCAAUGUGUGCCAAUAUUACGAAUUUAAAGAUGAAUUUAUUCGCGAUUGUAUGGAACUACUGAAAAGCCAAGCACAGCUUUUCACCCCUGAUUCAAGGUUGUGCAUUUGCCGUGCUCUGAUCAUGAUUCGGAAUAAGGGUCUCCUUGAACCACUGCCUAUACUUGAACUUUUUUUCGGUAUGUUCCGGGUAAAGUUCGAUAAAAAUCUUCGCGAAUUCUUGAAACAGCAUAUCGUUGCUGACAUUAAGAACACUAAUCGGAGAACCAAAUCAACUAAGCUAAACAACACGUUACAGAACUUCAUGUUCACCGUUCUCAACGAUAGCGAUACACAGGCAGCAAAACAGUCGCUUGAUUGUGUUGUUGCCUUAUAUCAGAAACAAGUGUGGAAUGAUGCGAAAACGGUUAACGUCAUUGCGGCGGCAUGUUUUCAUCCCGAGCUGAAAGUAAUGGCUACCGCCGUCAAGUUCUUCCUAGGAACCGAUGAAGACAUUGAGCAGCAGCCCUCGGAUUCGGAUAGUGAGUCGGAUACACCCGAUAUCAAAGAAGCCCUUUUGACGCAUCGGAUAAACAAAAAGACACGCAAACGGAAGCGAUGGCUUGAAAAUAUCAAGAGAACGGCAAAAAAGGCUAAACGAUCGGAUAAGGCACCAAGCUACAACUUUUCUGCUCUUCAUCUCAUUCACGACCCACAGACGAUGGCCGAAAAGCUUCUUAAAAAAGUCGGCACACUCAAUGAGCGAUUUGAGGUUAAACUUAUGAUUCUCAACCUUAUUUCGAGACUAAUUGGCGUUCACCAAUUAAUAGUCUUCAAUUUCUAUCCAGUAAUCAUAAGAUAUAUUCAGGCACAACAACGCGAAGUUACCAAGAUCCUCCAAUACGCCGCACAAGCCUGUCAUGAUCUAGUUCCGCCAGAUGCUCUCGAACCAGUAAUCCGUGCAGUGGCAAACAAUUUCGUCUCUGAGAGGAACUCUGUUGAAGUGAUGACCGUCGGUUUGAAUGCAAUUAGGGAGAUAUGCCUUAGAGCCCCACUUGCCAUGGAUGAAGACCUUCUUCACGAUCUCGUUAUGUACAGGGGGUACCGAGAUAAGAAUGUUAGCACCGCUGCUCGAAGUAUCGUUGCCCUAUACAGACAGGUGAAUCCAGAGCUUUUAAAAAAGAAAUAUCGUGCUCGCCCGACUGCCGAACAACAGGAAACCCUACAUGUGAAAAAGUAUGGCCAGACUAUUGCAGCUGACUUCGUGGCGGGAGCAGAAGUGCUUAAUGUAGACGGCGCUGACGACCAUGACAACAAUGAAGAUCAGGCAUCGGACGAGAGUGACGGUGGAGAAUGGGUGGAUGUUGACCAUAGCGAGGAAGAAGGUUCUCUGACGCUGGCUGCAGAUGCAGACUGUGGUAAUGGCGACAAUGGUGAUGAGGACUUGAGUGACAACGAUGAAGAUUCUGGUGAGCCCGAUGGCAGAGUGGCUAAUAAUGAGGACCAAAAAUCGAUUGCGUCCAGUCCGGCUGUUCUAAGUCUGGAGGAGCGACGGGAGAAGGCCAAAUUGAUUUCCGCUACAAGAAUUUUAUCUCAAAAAGAGUUCGCUCAAGUGCGCCAGGUUCAGCUUGCCAAGAAGGUCGAUGCCGCUUUGCCUAAAAGGUUCCUGAAGAAAAAAAACGAAAUACCGGCGGCAGAUGAUAUUAAAGGAGGCACGGCUAAUUUGAUUGUGGAUCCUACUGUACGGAAAGAGACAGUACAACUAAGAGACAUCGAAAAAUUGUCAAAAAAUCUCAAAAAUGACAAGGCAGCUAGAAUGGCUUCUAUUCAAGCCGGUCGUGAGGGCCGAGAGAAAUUCGGGGGGUACAAACAAACCAAGGCGGAGUACGCCUCGCUAAGCAAUAAACAAAAACGAAAAACCAAAACCUAUAAUAUGAUCAAACAUAAAGUCGGAGCUAAGGUGAAGAGGAGUUUUCGGGAUAAGCAGCUCGCUCUCAAAGCGUCUCUCAGGAAGAUUAUCAAGCAUAAAUAUUGACUCGAUAGUUUCAUAUGUUACACUGUUUAUAUAUCUGUGUCACAUGAAGUGAUAUUGUUAGUACGAUUUACCUUUGCCGCUAUAUGUAGUGCAUAUCUUUCCAGAUAUCUAGCGGAAGAAAACCUAUAAUAUGUAAAAAGUAAUUACUUUAAAAAUGUGCUGAAUACUUAUAAAAUGUUUAAACUUAUGCGGAUCA